This is a messenger RNA of Notolabrus celidotus (New Zealand spotty), 2086 nucleotides long. RefSeq names its product T-SNARE Domain Containing 1 (gene tsnare1). Gene Ontology annotation, molecular function: SNARE binding; SNAP receptor activity. Gene Ontology annotation, biological process: intracellular protein transport; vesicle fusion; vesicle-mediated transport. Gene Ontology annotation, cellular component: membrane; endomembrane system; SNARE complex. The transcript has 13 exons. The record is from RefSeq and is a predicted model, not a curated record. Lineage: Eukaryota; Metazoa; Chordata; Actinopteri; Labriformes; Labridae.
CGUGCUCCUCCGCCUCCAGCGCGCCGAUCAGCUGUUCGGGCCUGCGGGCUUCUAAGAGAUAAAAAUACAACCAAACUAAAAUAAAGUGAUUCUCACAGAGACGACAGCAUGCAGUUCACUGCGGACAUACGUGGACAUUUUUGUGUGUCGGAGUUUAAGGAGGAAAAGGUGAUAUUAAAUGCAGCGGAGGAAGAAGAGGAGAAACUUCUGUGUGUGGGAGCAGGAGAGAUUCACACUUACCUGGUGGUGCAGGUGUGUAAACUGAGAGCUAAUACCGACGAACGCAGGAAAGUUCUUGCAGUCACUGUUGAGACUUGUAACAACAGUGAGGCUGGACCUUUGGAGAUUCAGAUAAACCAGCGGAUCAAGCAGGACUGCAGUCUGCGACGCUCACCAACCAGAGUCCACCGGAUCCUCUGCAGAACUGAACGCUGAAGUUUGUUUCUGACUUCCUCAAUGUUCAGGAGUUAAAUCAGAAAACCAGAACAGCCGAAUGGAAGAGUGUCUUCAAAACUCCAGAAGCAGACAGACCACCAACCAUCAGGCAGGAUGUCGUACGGGUCUAUCGACGGAGGCUCUUUCGGGAGCCGUAACCCAUUUGGAGGUCCUACGAGGCAGGGCUACCAGCCAGUAGCCACACAGGUCAGCCCCUCAGAACUGCAAGAUGUGUUUCAGGAGACCUCCUCCAAUAUCUUCCAGAUCAACGCCAACGUUGUGACAUUAGAGAAAAACCUUCAAUCACUGGGAACAUCACGAGACACAGCAGAGCUACGACAGAGUCUACACUCCAUGCAACAGCAAACCAACAAAGUCAUCACCAGCACAAGCCAGCUCAUCAAGCAGCUUUCUGAUAUAAUCAGCGCUCUUCACGGAUAAUCUUGAUUUGUCGCACAGCAAGACCGCCUGCGCCUGACCAGACUAAAGACCGAACUGUCAGAGUCCGUGCAGCGCUAUGGAGACCUGCAGAAGAAAAUUGCAGAGCGCUCAAGGGCCUUGCUCCCUCCAGCACAGACAGACAAGAGGAAGAGAGUAUGUAUGUGGAGGAGUGAGCACGAUGUUGCAGAGUUUGCUGAGGAGGGGUCCGCUGUUGUAGAAGCCCUGAGCUCAGAGGGAGGCGCUCAGGCUUUCCUGUCUGAGAUCAGCGAGGAGGACGUGGAGGUGCUCCGUCAGCGAGAGGAGGCGUUGCUGCAGAUCGAAAGAGAUAUGCUGGAUGUCAGUCAAAUCAUGAGGGAUCUAGCCAGCAUGGUUCAUGAACAAGGAGACGCCAUAGACAGCAUCGAAGACUACAUCCAGACCACAUCAUCCACGUGGAAUCAGCCAAUCAGGAGCUGGCGAAGGCCAACCGAUACCAGAGGCAGCUGAGGAAGAGGAAGUGUUACCUCCUGGUGAUUGGAGCCGUCAUCAUCGCCGUCCUCAUCAUCAUCAUCGCGGUUUCAGCCCGAAAAUGAGACUGCUCACUGUGGUAGCUGCUGUCAUUACAGUGUCACCACCAUGCUCCUGCCCAGUCUGAUCCCUGACCUGAGCAGCUGGUUUCCAGUAGGAGGGAGCUGCCCUGCAACUACAAAUCUACUCCAUCAUCCCAGCCUCUGUUUACAUGUGCAGAAGUCAAAGGGAUGGAGGUUUUCCUCAGCAUACCAAUUUGUCAAGAGUAUACGCCCCAGUCUGUGCCUCUCGUCUGAUCAUCACUGUACUUCUUUUUCUCUCUUUUUUCUUGCCAUGGCAGUUAUCUGUGACUUGAAUGUUAUCAUCAAAGCCGAAGCCCCAAAUGUGAAUUUAGUGAUUGCAUCAGAGGCACAAGCUGGGGUGUUCAUGUUAUCACGCAUUCUCCGCUCCUUGCUGUCAUGUUUUAUCAGAAAACCAAAUGAAGGUGGAGCAGAGGUUUCAGGGGGAGCCAGGCAGCUGAGCCUUUUACUGUCUUCACUGCUGUACUGUACGCUGAGAUUGUUUAUGUAUUUUUACUGAGGUUAACUUAAUAUUUAUCAGCCUGUAGUGGAAUUUCAUCAGUAUUAUACUGUAGCGUUUGUCGAUAUUGUUAAAUAUUGUUUGACUGAAUAUAUAAACCUUCCAAAAUAAAAGUCUAAGUUCA